GGUAGCGAACGUGCGUGUGAGUGCGUGCACGCGCGGGGGUAAAAAAACAAUAAAAAAGGGCGCGUUCUGCCGCCGCGGAGGGAGCGCGCGCUUCACGCCCACCGGCGGAGCUACAAAUAAGCGCGAGAUGACGGGUGGAGGGACACUGAGGCGGAGCGCGGCAGCAGCAGCAUGGCGCAAGACCUGGAGCUCGAUGCCUGGGACCUGCAGAGCGAGCUGAACGGCGUGGACCACCGCACCGAGCCGGGCGGCGCCGGGCGGCUGGUGGUGCGGCGCGGCCGGCCGUUCAGCCUGACGCUCCAAUCAGGAGGCUUCCUGCCGGACGGCGGCCUGGCCUGCACCGCGGAGACAGGCCCUCAGCCCUCGGAGCAGUACGGCACCCGGGCCUCGUUCGGCCUGUCGGCCGCCGUGGACGCCUCCCGCUGGAGCGCCGCCAUCACCGGCGCCCCCGGCGCCCCGCUGACGCUGUCCGUGUGCGCCGCGCCCGACGCGCCCAUCGGCCGCUACACCCUGACCCUGGGCCGGUCCGGGCGGGUCCAGUUCAUCCUGCUCUUCAACCCUUGGUGCACGGGAGACGCCGUGUACAUGGAGGACCAGCGGAGUUUGGCCGAGUACGUGUUGGCUCAGGACGGGCUCAUCUACCGGGGCAGCUACAAGCAUCCCGUCACCACGCCCUGGAACUUUGGCCAGUUUGAAAGUGGGAUCCUGGACGUCUGUCUGAGGAUUCUGGACAUGAAUCCUAAACACCUGAGGAAUCCUGGCAAGGACUGCUCGGGGCGGAGGAACCCCGUCUACGUGUCCAGAGUGCUGAGCGCCAUGGUGAACUGUAACGAUGAUGACCGCGGCGUCCUGCUGGGCAAGUGGACGGCGGGCUACGAGGGGGGGGUCAGCCCUCUGUCCUGGGGGGGCAGCGCGGAGAUCCUCCGCCGCUGGGACGCCGCGGCCUGCCAGCCGGUCCGCUACGGCCAGUGCUGGGUGUUCGCUGCAGUGGCCUGCUCCGUCUCCAGAGCUCUGGGCAUCCCCUGCCGGGUCGUCACCAACUACCUGUCGGCCCACGACAACAACGGCGACCUGGUCAUCGAACGCCACGUCAACGAGAAGGGAGAACUCAUCCAGUCCAGAGAAAUGAUCUGGAACUACCACUGCUGGGUGGAGAGUUGGAUGACCCGGCCGGACCUCAAACCGGAUUUUGAUGGUUGGCAGGUCAGUGACCCGACGCCUCAGGAGAAAAGUGAAGGGUGCUACUGCUGCGGCCCCGUCCCCGUCCGGGCCGUGAAGGAGGGCGACCUCACCUUCAAGUACGACGCCCCGUUCGUCUACGCCGAGGUGAACGCCGACGUGGUCACCGUCAUGAAGAAGCCCGACGGCAGCACGUCGAGGGUCACCACCUCCACGGUGGUGGGCCAGAAGAUCAGCACCAAGAGCGUGGGCAGCGACGCCCGGGAGGACAUCACUCACCUGUACAAGUACCCCGAAGGCUCUGAGGAGGAGCGCGAGGCUUUCCAGAAGGCCGACCACCAGAACAAGCUGCUCCAGCAGCGGCAGAGCGGAGGCCUCCGGCUCGCCAUCAAGGUGACGUCGGACAUGAGGAAGGGCUGCGACUUCGACGUGUUCGCCGUGGUGACCAACAACACGAGCAGCGACAAGAAGUGCCGCCUGGUGUUCGGCUCCUGCUCCGUGUCCUACACGGGACACCUGGGAGACAACUGUGGCUUCAAGGAUCUGCUCAAUGUGGAACUCCCCCCGGGAGGAGAGCGGCGAGUCGGGCUCAGGCUGAACUACUCCAAGUACGGCGGCCUCCUGACCGAGGACAACCUGAUCCGCCUGGCGGCUCUGCUGAUGGACUACUCCACGAGAGAGGCGACGCUGGCCGUGAGGAACAUCGUCCUGGAGAACCCGGAGAUCAAAGUCAGAAUUCUGGGCGAGCCGAAGGAAAACCGAAAGCUGGCGGCGGAGAUCACGCUCCACAACCCGCUGCCGGAGACGCUGGAGAACUGCUGCUUCAGCAUCGAGGGCGCCAACCUCACCGCGGGGGGCGUCAUCUCCGAGAGGCUGGGCUGCUCCGUGGGACCCGGGGAAGACGCCAAGGUGACGGUCUACUUCACGCCGACCCGCUCCGGCCUCAGGAAGCUGCUGGUCGACUUCAACAGCGACCAGCUGUGUCACGUCAAGGGAUACAGAAACGUCAUCAUCGGGAAAUAAUACGACUAAUAAUGCUAAUAAUACUCUGAAGCCAGAGCUGUUCCCCAGCCGACAUGCUUUCAUACUCCUGUUUAUCCUGAUUGCUUCUAUUGUUUUGAAUGUGAACGCUUCGUACUCAUUAAGGCUAAUCCAACCUGCGCAUGCACAACCUGUGAUAUGUGCAGUGAUCUGAAGUGAUAGAGAGCAUUUUAGGUACUAUGUACUACUUUUAUGCUUCUUUUUAAGCGCCACGAUUAAAAGACUUUUUCACGCAA
This is a messenger RNA of Pseudoliparis swirei, 2456 nucleotides long. It is a transcript of the gene tgm2b, whose product is annotated as transglutaminase 2b. Bases 172 to 2202 code for a protein of 676 amino acids. Gene Ontology annotation, molecular function: protein-glutamine gamma-glutamyltransferase activity. The transcript has 13 exons. The record is from RefSeq and is a predicted model, not a curated record. NCBI's taxonomy places the organism in Eukaryota, Metazoa, Chordata, Actinopteri, Perciformes, Liparidae. Gene Ontology annotation, biological process: peptide cross-linking.